Molecule: messenger RNA, 1311 nt
Organism: Neoarthrinium moseri
Lineage: Eukaryota; Fungi; Ascomycota; Sordariomycetes; Amphisphaeriales; Apiosporaceae
Exons: 1
Coding region: 1-1311 (436 amino acids)
Source: RefSeq, a predicted model, not a curated record
AUGUCACCACCUUUGCCCAACGAAGUUCUGCAGCAUAUUUUCUCCUUUCUCCGGCCAAGCCUCCGACGCAAGGGCCACGGUCAUGCAUUUGAUGCGGUCGCACCAGACCAUCUGGCGGAGGAGGCAUCCCGUCAAGUCACCCUAUCCCGUGUCUCACGCAGCUCCAAGCAGCUCCGACGGCUAGCUCUGCCAUUUCUCUACCACACGAUACCCAUGACUUCAGCCAAGCUCCUCCCUGAGAUGUCGAAGAACGCAGAGCUCGCGGGCUAUGUGAGAGCCAUCGACCUCAGUCACACGGGUAUAGAUCGGUCCACGUUGCGCGACGCAUUCAAAACUGCAAGACCUUGGUUGUCUCUGCCAUCUGCCUUCGAGCGCCUCUUAGAGCAAGCGAUCGAUCGCGUCGGCGACGAUCUCACCGACACCGGUGCAGAAGCCGCGCUUCAUUUGAGUCUCCUAAAGAACCUCGAAGCACUCGAAUAUCGCGGCUACAUUGGAUCCAACGACCUAGUUACGGCGUUUUUCGACGGCGCUGCGAGCAGUGACGAAGCGCAAGAAACCCAGGUGCCGCACCUGCGGGAGCUUCGGUUACGCCACUGGAGCGGCGAGAAUACAACGCGUAUCACCCAUGUUCAGCGGCUGCUGCAAAGCUCCGUGGAGAAGCUGUAUGCAUGUGCUAUCAACUGGGAGGUGGAUCCAAAUAGUGGUGAAGGAAGACCUCUUGCUGUAGGCCCGCAACUUUCUCUCAAACAUGUCGAUCUUGUGGAUGCCACCAUCAAUGGACCCGGAUUGGACGACAUGCUACAGCGCUGUCCUGACUUGAUAACUCUGAGCAUCGUUUGGGGUGACCCUUCUAGGAUGCCGACAUUUCCACUCGACUUCAACGCCAUAGGCGCAGCGCUCCGUCAGCACGCCCGCGGCCUCGAGAAGCUGACACUGGAUUGUUCAGAGGAGCUGAGCUACACGCAGGGCCAUAGCGAAGGGAGAUUAGGGCCACUCUCAGAGCUUCCAAAAUUGAAAGUACUCGUGGUGGCCCAGGAUGUCCUCGUGGGUGAAGACGAGGAGGAGGGGGAGGAAGAGCCCCUCAGCUUGGACCAAGUCUUGCCAAGUUCUCUUGAAGUUUUGCGUCUCUUGACCUGCCAAGAUGACGAAGAGAAUCUAGAUGAGCAAUUGGUCGACUUGAUCAAAGGCGGUCGGCUGUCAAAGCUACGAAGAGUCCAGAUGAAGCGCGACGAGGACUUUGCGGGGGACGCUGCUGAGUUAGGUUGGAAGCUAUGGCAUCGCUGGGAUAAAAUGAUUCUCAGUAGGCUGUAA